AUGUCCGAGUCAACGUUUACCUCCUUUGCCGUCGCCGGCGCAGGAACUAUCGGCUCCUUGAUUGCGGAGGCCCUCCUCAAAUACAAAUCAGCGGGUAAAAUCAAAGAGGUUUUUGUCCUCACUCGUACUGAAAGCAGCAACCCUGUACUCGCCUCCCUCGCCUCCAAAGGAGCCACAAUCGUCCCGGUAGACUACGCCUCCAUAACCUCUCUCAUCAACACCCUUUCAUCUCUCAAAGUCGAAGUUUUCUUCGCUACCUUCAGCCGACCUGGCGGGGAGCUUGAUCCUGCUACUCCAAAGGUCGAUCUCGUCGCCGAAGCAGCGAAAGCCGCAGGCGUGAAGCUGUUUAUACCGUCCGAAUUUGGCAUGCCCACGUCGGAUGUGAAGGAACCAGAGACGAAGGGUUUUAUUGUGGAGAAGUUAAAGUUGCAUCAGAGUUUGAGGGAUUUGAACCUCCCGUUUACCCUGUUCUUUACGGGUCUGUGGCCUGAGUAUUGUUUGAUCCCAGCCUUGAGCAUAGAUUUCGAGAAAGGGACGGCAUUAGUUGGCGGAGACGGUAACAUGCCUAUUUCGUGGACCUCCAAGUACGACGUCGCGUCGUUCGUGGCACACGUCCUCACUACGCUCCCUCCUUCUAAACUCGAGUGGCAAACUUUCCGCAUCGAGGGCGACCGCCUCUCCUACAACCAGAUCUUUGAAGCCUUCGAGAGGAAAACGGGCAAACACAUCGCCGUCUCCUACAGGCCUGUCGAAGAAUUGAAGGCAGCCGUUGCGAGAGACCCGCAUGGCGAGUUCGUGAGCAGCCUCUUCUGGAUGUGGGCGAUUGGCGAGGCUCAGGUGGGAAAGCCGGACCAGCUGUCGAAUGGGUUGUUCCCGGAGUGGAACCCAAAGAAGGUCAUUGACAUCAUUGCGCCGUGA
Molecule: messenger RNA, 918 nt
Organism: Stereum hirsutum FP-91666 SS1
Lineage: Eukaryota; Fungi; Basidiomycota; Agaricomycetes; Russulales; Stereaceae
Product: NAD-P-binding protein
Exons: 4
Coding region: 1-918 (305 amino acids)
Source: RefSeq, a predicted model, not a curated record